Messenger RNA from Erinaceus europaeus (western European hedgehog), 2339 nucleotides. RefSeq names its product histidine rich calcium binding protein (gene HRC). Gene Ontology annotation, molecular function: calcium ion binding. The coding region runs from base 218 to 2254 and encodes 678 amino acids. NCBI's taxonomy places the organism in Eukaryota, Metazoa, Chordata, Mammalia, Eulipotyphla, Erinaceidae. The transcript has 7 exons. The record is from RefSeq and is a predicted model, not a curated record.
GGCCCACAAGGGCGGUCAGGGGGCUCCUGAGCCAGCCCCAGAGGGGUGUCCAGAGCUGGGAAGCCAGGGCCGGAGGAAGGCAAGUGACACCGGGUGCAAGGCACAGCAGGGAGACAGAGAGAAGGGGAGAGAGAAGGACCCCAAGCUCUGCCCUCACAGCUGGAGCCAGGCCGGGGCCAGCCAGCCUGUACUUCCGUCCAUCUGUCCGUCCGUCCCCAUGGGCCGCCCUGGGCCUGGGCUGCAGGUUCCCCUCCUCUGGGCCGCCCUGGCAGGUCUGCUCCUCCCCCCAGCAGUCACCCAGCAGCUGAGGGGGGAAGGGCUGGAACCCAACACCAACGCGGGGCUGGAGAGACCCUCGGAGGAUGCGUCCACAGAGCUUGGCCAUGCCGGCCACAACCGAGAGGGUCACAGAGGCAAGAGUGAGGAGGCGUCUGUGGGGACUCAUCUCUGGAGCCACAGGGGAGAGGACAGAGAUGUCUUCCAGGAUGAUGGCCAUGGAGCCCAAGGCCACGAGAGCAGGGAGGAGGAAGAGGACGAGGACUUCACACGCCACACACAGCCGGCCCACAGGCACAGAGGUCACGGGAAGGAAAGCAUAGGAGACUCAGCCGAGCACAAGAGGCACCGCUCCCCCAGACACAGAAGCCACGGCCAGGAGGACGAGGACCAAGUUGUGUCCAGCGAGGGUCACCAGCCCGCCAUCAGGCACGUACACCGAAGCCAUGGAGGAGACGGUGAUGAUGACGAAGAGGAGGAAGGGGAGACCCAUGCCCACCAGCACCCAGCUCAUGGGAAGCUGGGAGAGGAUGAAGAUGACUCAGAGGAACAUCAGUAUCGUGACCAAGGACACCCAGGCCACAGACAAGGAGAAGAAGAUGAAGAAGAAGAAGAAGAAGAAGAUGAUGAUGAUGAUGAUGACGCCUCCAUGGAGUAUGGCCACCAGAUCCAUAUGCACCCUGGACACGGGAUGGAGGAUGAUGAAGGUGACUCAGAAGAACACCACCAGCACCAUGUCCCAGGCCACGGACUCCGAGCCCACAGAGAAGACGAUGAUGAUGAAGAUGAAGAAGAUGAAGAUGGUGAUGGUGGUGGCGAUGAUGGCGAUGAUGGUGAUGAUGCCGACACCUUCACAGAGUAUGGACACCAGGCCCACAGGCUCUGGAGCCACAGAAUGGAAGAGGAUGAUGAUGACUCAGAGGAACACCACCACCACGUCCCUCUCCAGGGACAUCGAGGCCACGGGGGUGAGGGAGGUGAGGAGGAUGAGGAUCAUGAGAAUGUGUCCACUGAACACUGGCACCCAGCUCCCAGACACACCCACCAGAUGCUUCGACAGGAAGAGGAGGAGGAGGAGGAGGCCAUCACAGUCAAGUUCACCCCCCCUGUAGCCAGCCACCAACCCCAAGGCCACAGGGAAGAAGACGAGGACUCCCCAGAUGAGUAUCACGUGGUCCACGGCCGGCACCACCACGAAGUCCCCCGGGAGGAAGAGGAGGACAUCUUCAGCCAUGAGGCUCCCAGCCUCAGGCAGCAAGGACACAGGGAUGAAGGGACAGCUCGCAGAGAGCCCAUCAGAGAGGAGACUGGUCCACAGCCCCCAGGACAUAAGGAAGACAAGACGGAAAGCCACUCACGGGAGGGAGAGUCUGAAGAGGAGGAAGAGGACCGGGCGUCCCAGGAGGAAAAGGAUGAGGGCCAGGAAGAGGGAGAAGACAUCCCCCUGGGCAGCCUGGAGCAGAAGGACCAGGAGGAUGAAGAGGAAGGUCACGGCCUUGUUCAGAGCCCAGAGGACGAGGAGGAGGAAGAGCAGGAAGACAGGGCUGAGGUUCUGUCCCCUCUGGGCCAAGCUCACCAGGAAGAAGAGGAGGAUGAGGAGGAGGGCCUGGAGGAAGAUGAGCUCCCCUUCAGCAUCAUCCCUGACCCCCUGACCUUGAGGGAGGCUGCUGGCGGGGGCUCCAGUGAGGAGGACAACAGUGAGGACAUGGGUUCUAAGGACGUCCAGGAAUAUGGCAACUACCAGCCAGGGUCUCUGUGUAGCUACUGCUCCUUCUGCAAUCGAUGCACUGAGUGUGAGAACUGUCGCUGUGAUGAGGAGCACAUGGGAGAGCACUGCGACCAGUGCCAGCACUGCCAGUUCUGCUACCUCUGCCCGCUGGUCUGUGAAACCAUCUGCUCCCCAGGAAGCUACAUUGACUAUUUCUCUUCAUCUCUCUACCAAGCGCUGGCGGGCGUGCCGGAAGCUCAGGAACCCUGACCCCACCCUGCGGCGCACCCCGCUGACCCUCCGAACCCCCGUCCACGAGCCCUAUUUAUUUCUCUGAAUAAACGUGCUCCCGGAA